Myotis davidii is the source of this 482-nucleotide messenger RNA. Its product is annotated as 50 kDa spicule matrix protein-like. Bases 3 to 482 code for a protein of 159 amino acids. NCBI's taxonomy places the organism in Eukaryota, Metazoa, Chordata, Mammalia, Chiroptera, Vespertilionidae. The transcript is spliced from 11 exons. The record is from RefSeq and is a predicted model, not a curated record.
UCAUGGGCACCUGGGCCUUCCCCGCAGCCCUUUUCCUGCUCUGCCUGACUUCUGAAAGCCUGCAAGGCGGGCUGCCUUCAUUGUCGUCUGGCCUAGGAAAAGGCUUAGGGAGCCCGAAUGGCUACAGACCAGGAUUUGGGGACAGGAAUGGCCUGGGAGUCCAGCCAGGCAUUGGAGGGGGGAAACCCCACAAGCCAGGGUUUGGGAAUGGGAUCGGGCAUGGAGCAGGGGCCUUCCCAGGUGCCGCAGCCCAACCAGGCUUUGGAGGGGGGGUGAAGCCCCAGAAGCCAGGCCUGGGAGGGGGAGUGAAACCUCCGAAGCCUGGAUUCGGGAUCACAAAUGGUGUAGGAACCAGCACUUUUCCGGGGGCAGGAUCCAGGCCAGGCCUGGGAGGGGGGAUGAAACCUCAGAAGCCAGGAGUCGGAGCGGGUGUGAAACCUCCGAAGCCAGGUGAGCCCUACCCAGUCCCCCUGUCCCUGUAG